UGCUCUUAUGAAAGACUUGCACUCUGGAUCAACUUUCACACUUUGCCAAACAAUUAAAAUGUUGCAUUCCAUCGGACUAAGGUGCAUAGAGAGGAAAACCGAGUGAUUUUUGCCGCCGACAGUCUGCCCCUAAUGCAGAUUUACAGGGAUCAUCUUAGCGUCAACGGUCUGACCUUCAGCUUGUGCAGAAGCUCCAAUGAAAGUUGUAUCCUUGACUAGUCAACGUCACUGGGGGAUAUGGCCCCACAACGUGAUUGCACCCAUGCAUAUUGUUCCUUCGCUUAGGUCCUUGAUAUGAGGGGAAGAUGAGCUAAAGGACAGUCUACGAUAGCAGGUGUGCCGUGUUUCAUGUGGAGUGCAGCCAAAUAGAUUAAUGACCUGAUUUCCGGCCUACCUUCUAUCGGCCAAUGCCCUUCUGGUCAUAAACAAGCGAGAAUGCACUGGGGGUCCCAUGUCGGCUCUCAAGCUCUCCGUCUCUUGUCGACCGACUGCACCUGCUGAACAACACCAUGGGUAUCAUUCUCAGUACCUUGGCCGGAGUCGUCAUUCUCCGUCUUCUGUAUGAGUACAAACGCGACCGUGGACUACCCCCUGGUCCUCGAAGACUCCCAUUCGUCGGCAAUAUUCAUCAAGUCCCCCAAGUGCUCCCUUGGCGCACCUUCGACGACUGGAGCAAGAAGUAUGGGCCUAUCUGGAGCGCCCAAUUUGGACGACAAACAAUGAUCAUGAUCGCCGAUGCCGCCAUCGCCCGUGAACUGCUGGACAAAAGAGGCAGCGUAUACAGCGACCGACCACGAAUGGUCAUGGCCGGCGACAACUUGACCAAAGGCAUGCAUCUCCUGGUGCGCAAUUACGACGAUCGCUACCGACUGCACCAACGUAUGGAAGCGCCCGUAUUAAGCCCUCGAGCAUCGUCUACGUACCUGCCCCUCCAGGACCUGGAGAGCAAGCAGCUCCUCCGUGACUUUCUCAAAUCAAACGAUUUCCACAAGAUUAUUGAGCGAUACAGCGUAAGUCUUGUUUAUGCAUUGACCUACGGGUUCCGGCUGGAAACCGGAGACGAGCCGGAAAUUCACUCCGCUCGUGAAAUCCUCAGCAACUUCGUUUACGCCGGUCGACCAGGAACUUGGAUAGUGGAUGCAGUUCCGAUCCUCAACAAACUGCCGGAACCACUCGCCCCAUGGAAGAAAGAAGCCGAGCGAUUCUUCAACAUCGAGGCCGGCCAACACAUGCGCAAUAUGAACCGCGCACUCACCAACGAACCAUGGAACUGGACCAAGGAGUUCUCUAAUUCCAAACAGGCACAGGUCAUGCCUCCAAUCGAGCUAGCCUACGAUCUCGGAAUCCUGGCCAACGCUGGCAUGGAAACCACGUCGGCCGUGAUGCAGAUCUUCGUCCUGGCUGCCGUGACACGGCCCCGCUUCAUCUCCGUUGCACAGGAAGAGCUCGACCGCGUGAUUGGACCAGACAGACUCCCUGACUUUUCGGACCGGGAUAAUCUCCCGUACAUCAGUGCCAUUGUGGAGGAGACUCUGCGCUGGAAACCCAUGGUUCCCGGCGGCUUUCCCCACGCCACGCAGCGAGACGAUACGUACAUGGGCUAUCGCAUCCCGAAAGGCGCCACCGUCAUCCCACUCUUCUGGUCCAUGACCAUGAACGAGGCUCAUUUUGAGAAACCCGACGAGUUCUAUCCGGAAAGAUGGCUCGGUCGAACUGAGGACGGUUUCACGAACUGGUUCGGCUACGGACGUCGCGUGUGUACCGGGCGCCACAUCGCCAUGAAUUCACUAUACCUGCUCAUCGCGCGGAUUCUGUGGGCUUAUAAUGUGCAGCUAAAGAAGGGAUCUAACGGCAACCCCGAGAAGGUGGAUGAUAUGGCGUUUGGAUCGGGGUUUGUCUCGAUGCCGGAACCAUUUGAUGCGGUUUUUGAGCCUCGGCCGCAUGCCCAGGCGGUGAUUGAGAGGGAGUGGGAGGGCGCAGAGAAGAAUCUGACAGUUCUUAUGAAUGUUGUCAAGGAAAAUCAGAAAGCUGUGGGGUUGGAAUUGCGAGCGAAGGAAUGA
Aspergillus melleus is the source of this 2060-nucleotide messenger RNA. Its product is annotated as cytochrome P450. The coding region runs from base 510 to 2060 and encodes 516 amino acids. The transcript has a single exon. Lineage: Eukaryota; Fungi; Ascomycota; Eurotiomycetes; Eurotiales; Aspergillaceae. The record is from RefSeq and is a predicted model, not a curated record. Gene Ontology annotation, molecular function: oxidoreductase activity, acting on paired donors, with incorporation or reduction of molecular oxygen; heme binding; monooxygenase activity.